AUGACAUCUCCCGCCACCGUCGACACCCGGGUCGAGGACCCCGAGUACCCUGGAACCAUCACCUUGGUCGAUUUCACGGGCACGGUCCACGCAAAGCACAGCGCUGCGCACAAAGAGAUCGUCCUCAAUCCGACUCCCAGUUCCGAUCCAGAAGACCCCCUCAACUGGAGCCGGGCUCGAAAAUGGAGAUCCACGGCAUGUGCUCUUUUCUACACCUGGUGUGUGUGCGUCUCGUCGUCGGCGUGUUAUUCCGUCUUCAGCCCCAUCAACGCCGAGAGUGGAAUCAGUUUCACUCGCUUGAACGAGGGCACGGGCUACAUGUAUCUGCUGUUUGGCUGGGGGUUGCUCCUGUGGCAGCCGGUCGGCUUGGUCUUUGGAAGGAGAGGUGUCUACCUGAUCUCGCUGCUGGGAACUGCCAUGUUCAACGUGUGGGCGGGCUACUGUAAAACCAACGGCACCUGGGCUGCCAGCAGGACUCUCAUCGGCUUCUUCGGCGCCCCUAGCGAGGCUCUGGUGGAGAUCACCAUGGCUGAUCUGUGGUUCACCCACGAGCGAGGAACCUUCAUGGGCCUGUAUGUCAUGUGCUUGUUUGGUGGACAACUCGGCUGCGUGCCGGCAGGAUUCAUCAACGACUCGCAGGGAUGGCCGUGGGUUCUUUUCUGGUGCGCCAUCCUCAAUGCCAUUGGCUUCGGCGUCUGUUUCUUCUUCAUGGAAGAAACAAAGUACACCCGCCAUGUCGCCGAACCUGUCGCUAGCUCGUCGACGUCUCAGGACGAUGCUACUCUGGAGAAACCCGCAGAAAAGACACCGGCCCACGAUGUCAACGGCGAGGUGGACAUCGUGAGCCACAACUCAUACCCCGUCAAGUCCUACUGGCAGAAGUUGGCACCCUUUUCCAACGGGACCGGCUUUACCCGGCAGUUCCUCAAGGGGGUCAUGGGGCCUGCGGUCAUGCUUCAGUUUCCCACCGUCGUCUUUUCCGGGUUCAUCUACGGAUGCUAUCUCUGCUGGUUUGCGUUGGUCAAUGCAACCGUGAGCCUGAUUUUUGCCUCACCUCCGUACAGCUUCAAGGCUGAUAUUGUCGGACUGACGUACAUCGCCGAGGUCAUCGGAACGAUGCUCUCUGCUUACGGCGCCGGAACGGUGGCCGAUAUGUUGAGCAUUCGCCUGGCUAAGAGAAACAAGGGCGUCUUGGAACCAGAGUUCCGACUCUGGCUGUUCGCUGCCGGCUGCAUCCUGACGCCUCUGGGAAUCUUGCUGUAUGGCGUGGGAGCCGCCCACGGCAUCAGCUGGGUGGGCCUGGUCUUCGGUAUGGCCUUCAUUGGGUUCAUGAGUCCAGCCUCGGGUUCCAUCGUAGUCAGCUAUGUUGUCGACUGCUGUGGCGAGCUCAGCGGAGAAGCCAUGACCACGGUCGUUCUGAUCCGUAAUACGAUGAAUUUUGGAUUCAACUAUGGCGUUACUCCCUGGUUAGAUCAUUCCGGCUACCAGAACACCUUCAUUGUCGCGGCAGUGUUGGCUCUGGUCACCACCUUGUCGUUCCUCAUCAUGAUUAAGUGGGGGAAGCAGUCCAGAAAACUUACUGCCAAAUUGUACUGGAGACGUAUGAGGAAAGGGAACCAUAUCUAG
Messenger RNA from Capronia coronata CBS 617.96, 1626 nucleotides. RefSeq lists its product as uncharacterized. Bases 1 to 1626 code for a protein of 541 amino acids. Gene Ontology annotation, biological process: transmembrane transport. The transcript has 4 exons. Gene Ontology annotation, molecular function: transmembrane transporter activity. The record is from RefSeq and is a predicted model, not a curated record. NCBI's taxonomy places the organism in Eukaryota, Fungi, Ascomycota, Eurotiomycetes, Chaetothyriales, Herpotrichiellaceae.